AUGGAAUCGGGUAUAGAAUCUCCUGCUGCACCAGAAUGGUUGCUGAAGCUAGAGAGCCGCCGUGAACAGAUAAAGGCAAAGCUAAGUCACGAAAGUGGUAACGGAGCACCGUGCAAUGCUUGCGGAAGUGCCUGCCCGGGGUUGGAUUUACAUUUCUGGCGAAAAAUUUGCCGCAACUGUAAGUGUCGCAAAGAACAACAUGAUUGCAUCGACGAUGAUGUCAGCGGCUGGGCGCAGUUUGAAAUUCUCGGAGCCAUUCGCUCCAAACCGGCAUAUAUUCGAAUAUCCGAGCUUACCGAUAAGCCGGUGCAGCUGGCAUGGGUUCCCCCGAACGUAACACCAGAACUGGCGUCGGACUAUAUGCGUACGCUCGGUCAGCAAAACAUUCCGAUUGUCGGCAGCGAAGCGGCCGAGAAGCGUAAACAGCAGCUCGAGUUCCAGGUGCCAGCGCACGAUCUCGAUACAAACCUGUGCCAUAACUUGACGCCAUACGAAGCAGGUCAGCUAAGCGAUUACGUAGAGAAAAUCAAAGCACACUGCGUUGGCCAGGGAACGGUGAUGCGCGUCGGCGGAGAUUCUGCAGGUGUAGUGCAGUACGGCACAGUGGUACAACAGCCGCCGCAGCUCCAUGGCCAAAGCACGGAAUCAGGCAGCGAAAUUGGUGCACCGGUAAAUGCUAGCUCGAACCCGAGCGACUCUAAACGUCCCGAUUACAUGGCAAGCGAGGUGCUAUCCGAUAAAAUGAAGUACAAACUGAACCUAAUGGGCAUGAGCAGCUCGGAAAUGGUAGCACAAGCCAUGCGCUACGAUCCGGCCACCAUCCUCGACGGCACAAGUGUUCCAUCCAACGUACCAGAGGCGUUUGUGAAAUUCCACCAGGAAUACCAAGCAAAUCCGAAAUUCCGCGCAGAGAUGGAUCGUUUUGCGGAUCGCCUAAAGCUACCGAACAUUCAACAGGUGCAAAGCGGAACCGUUGCACCACUGGGUGAAGGAUUUUCGGCACCUGGCACUUCCAUCGCACCUUCCGGUAGCAGUGAUUCCGGAUUUGCUUCCAUUCCGGUUAGUCCCCGCGAAGAUGCUCCUUCACAUGCCCAGCUGCUUGGUCCGAUGGGGGCACUGGUGCUAAAUGGUGAUCAAAUGCCAGCUGCACAGCAGGCUCGUGAUGGCGUUGCUAUGACAACGAACCGCUGCACGGGAUGUACGCUGCCCAUCUACACCGGCGAGGUGGCAGUGAAGGUGGAUCGAGCGAGUAACAGCGAUCAAUCGAUCUGGCACCCGCAGUGCUUCAAAUGUAAUCGAUGUGGUGAACUGCUCGCCGAUCUCGUUUACUUCUACCACGGUGGUGCGGUGUAUUGUGGACGUGAUUUAGCCGCUAUCUUGAAAAUUCCCCGCUGUGCGGCUUGUGAUGAGUUGAUCUUUACAAAAGAGUACACGGCCGCCGAAGGAGCUACAUUCCAUGUGCGGCAUUUCUGCUGCUACCACUGCGAUGGACCGCUGGCCGGGCAGCAGUACGUGAUGGAUGAGAAAUCCGCUCAACCACUGUGCCUUCCGUGCUACAAGGGCCACUACGCUCAGACGUGCGCCACCUGCAACCGGUGCAUUGGUCCGGCCGAGCAGGGCGUCGGUUGGGACAAAAUUCACUGGCACAAGGAGUGCUUCCUGUGUAGCGGUAAACACUGCCGCAAAUCGCUAAUCGGUGGACGGUUUUGUGUCAAAGAAAACCGCCCGUAUUGUAGCGCUCAAUGCACGAAGGACAUUUAAACAAGUCUCGCCAUCCUCCGCUCCGAAACAACAGUAUGUUCGAUUUGCCAUAGCACCUGAGAGAGACUGUAAUCUCGAGCGACGCAUUCUACGGUUCUAUUCCAGAGAUGCCUGUAUUUCUCAUCACGAUGAAACUACAUUUUCAAAAAGUCGACCACUCGCAGCCUAGUCGAAAGGUAUACGUUUCAUGAGCCUCUAGUUUUGUAAGCGAAGUAUUCAAUACAGCUAAGUGAGAGAUACAAAAUUUGCUAGUACUAUUGUACUAGCCACAGGAACAUAAAGUGGCUCUUAUUUAGGGAAUUUUGAUAGAAUAGUAUGCUAUUUUACUAUGAGAGGUAUUUUUAAAGCACUGUUUACACCACACUACAUUAAUCAACGAUAAAUAUCAACUAAAUAUAUAUACAGCAGAUUGUAUUUUCCGCAACAGAUAAUUUCUCAAGUAAAUCCAGGAAUCCUCACACGCAUUUUUGUAGAAAUAUUUAUCAUAUUUAAUGGUGCAUCCUA
Molecule: messenger RNA, 2265 nt
Organism: Anopheles nili
Lineage: Eukaryota; Metazoa; Arthropoda; Insecta; Diptera; Culicidae
Gene: Tes
Product: testin
Exons: 3
Coding region: 1-1761 (586 amino acids)
Molecular function (GO): zinc ion binding
Source: RefSeq, a predicted model, not a curated record